UCUCUCCCCCCUCCCUCUCCAACACUCCCAACUUUCUCCCCUCUAUUAAGUUCCAAGCUUCUUUCAAUCUGAAGUGAACAACAUAUUCCAAACAGGUGUUCCAGUAUAAUUAGACACCAUCCUUCCUCGUCACCCAGUCCUCUCCUCCUCCAUCUUUCUCUCAUCACUCCCUUUCUCCCAUCUUGUCUACUCCCAUACUGAACCAUCCAUCUCUCUCCCCUUUCCUCCUCCCGUUCUCCAUUCUUCAUCCCCACAUCCACCUCUGAACUGCUGUUAUCUGUGUCUCUACCUUCCUUCUGUCUUCAACCUUCCUUUCUUCUUUUUGGGGUUCACCCCCCUUCAAUAAUUUCCCUGCUUCUCUCUCUUCACCCUCUUUCCCGUCCUCUUCCCUCUUUCCCUCCCUUCCUCUCUCCAUCCGGCCUCUCUCGGCCUCUGGUAGAGGUCACCAUGUGGGCCAACUACAUUGUCCAGCCGGAGGAGGAUGGCCGUAUGGGGGUGGUAGGAGCAGGGCCCCAUGGGGGCCUGGCAGGGGUGAAGGGAGUUGGGCGUGCUACGAGGCGGACCCCUAGGAUGAGUGACAGCCAGGAGGGGAAGAUCAAGCUGGCGUUCUUUGUGGCCAUUGUGGGCGUGACCCUGACAGUGCUGGGGGUGGGAACAGAGUUCUGGGUGGAGCUGGCCACGCCCAAGACCUGGAGUAACAACCAGACGUGUCAGACAGCCCACUACGGCCUGUGGAAGGGGUGUACCCGCACCCUGUGGGUGGACGACAUCAACCCUGAGAGAGAGAGCUGUGGCCCCGCCGACCUGCCCGGAGAAUCCAACUGCACUUACUUCAAAUUCUUCACCAAUGGAGACAAUGCAAUCAUAUUUAUGAAGACAACCCACAAGAACCUGAACAUAGCGGCUGCUAUCCUAGCAAUGAUAGCUCUGUCUAUGAUGGUGAUGGGAGCAAUCUGUAUCACCAUGUCCCUCAGUAAAGGAGUGCCCUUCUUCCUCAAGCCCGCCUCCUUCUGCUUCAUCCUAUCAGGUCUACUGGUCCUGCUGUCUAUACUGGUGUUUCACCAGUCAGUGUUGGCCCUGUUGUCAUCUGACCACUCCAUACCGCUCCACCACGAGCUCUCCUGGUCUGUGGCCUGUGUGGGCUUCGCUGGGGCCAUCCUCAUCAUGGGGGGGAUCCUUUUCCUGAUCCUCUCCCUCCCCUAUAGCCCAUGGGAAAAAUGUCUGCCUCAACGCAACAGCAGCACUACCUAGCACAUGGGAGGCCAUGGGAGUUUUAUAUCAGGAUCGCAAUCAAACUCCAGUCCUCGAGGGAAGCACUGUCUACAGGUUUUAGUUGUCAAGUAUAAAUCAGACACUGAUAAGAACAACUACAACCAGUAGACACUGAUGGCACCCAGGAGUUGAGUUGGAAACCCCUGUUUAUAUUGUCAGUUAUAUUGUCAAACUAGACUGAAAGACUGACUAACUUGUAGGUUGACACAGUGUUUACUUAAUGCAAUAACAAUGAUGCUCACUAACUGUGCCUUGAACUCUACAAGCCUGCCGUAACGCCUGUGACCUUACCAGAAAACACUAUGUAGACCACAACUUCUCCACAUUUUGGCAUCAUGACCAACCUAUAGCUUUUAGAAGUUUCUGAUGACCUACCAAAGAACAAGCAAUGUUUCUAAGCAGAACACUACGUAGACCACAACUUCCCCACUUUUUGGCAUCAUGACCAACCUAUAGCGUUAAGAAGUUUCUGACGACCUACCAAAGAACAAGCAAUGUUUCUAAGCAGAACCCGGUCUUUACCAGGAGGGGUAAUGCUGGGUUAAACCAAACCAAAGCUUUGAUGUCUUAACUUGUCCAUUGACUGCUAACAGGGUGAGGAAACCAAUAUGUCAUUUAGUUAUUGAACUAGUUCUUUAAACACAACGCCAACCACACUGUAGUUGUGGAUAAAGACCCAGCAUUUAGUUAUUGAACUAGUUCUUUAAACACAACGCCAACCACACUGUAGUUGUAGAUAAAGACCCAGCAUUUAGUCAUUGAACUAGUUCUUUAAACACAACGCCAACCACACUGUAGUUGUAGAUAAAGACCCAGCAUUUAGUCAUUGAACUAGUUCUUUAAACACAACGCCAACCACACUGUAGUUGUAGAUAAAGACCCAGCAUUUAGUCAUUGAACUAGUUCUUUAAACACAACGCCAACCACACUGUAGUUGUAGAUAAAGACCCAGCAUUUAGUUAUUGAACUAGUUCUUUAAACACAACGCCAACCACACUGUAGUUGUAGAUAAAGACCCAGCAUUUAGUUAUUGAACUAGUUCUUUAAACACAACGCCAACCACACUGUAGUUGUGGAUAAAGACCCAGCAUUUAGUCAUUGAACUAGUUCUUUAAACACAACGCCAACCACACUGUAGUUGUAGAUAAAGACCCAGCAUUUAGUUAUUGAACUAGUUCUUUAAACACAACGCCAACCACACUGUAGUUGUAGAUAAAGACCCAGCAUUUAGUUAUUGAACUAGUUCUUUAAACACAACGCCAACCACACUGUAGUUGUGGAUAAAGAUCCAGCAUUUAGUCAUUGAUCUAGUUCUUUAAACACAACGCCAACCACACUGUAGUUGUAGAUAAAGACCCAGCAUUUAGUUAUUGAACUAGUUCUUUAAACACAACGCCAACCACACUGUAGUUGUAGAUAAAGACCCAGCAUUUAGUUAUUGAACUAGUUCUUUAAACACAACGCCAACCACAGUGUAGUUGUAGAUAAAGACCCAGCAGUGGGGUGCAGCAUCCUGUCUGUACUAUAAACUAUGUACUAACCAUUACUUAUUGAUAGCGUUACUUAGCCAAUGAAAUGGUAACAUGGUAACCAUGGUAACAUGUAGGUCACUACCGUUGCUAAGGGAGGAGAUGCUAUAUUGUUUCCAGGAAGUGGCAUAGCCAUCCCUGCUACAUGAAACGCCUUGCAGGUUGUCACUAUUAAUCUAUUAUGAAUGUUUAUGACGUCUUACACUUAAUACCUAGAAAUAAUAUAUUAUCUAUUUAUUAUCUACACAUUGUCCACAUGAAUGAAUGUUGUUUUUACGUAAGAAUGUGUGAAUGAUUUAAUGUAUGUAUGGAAGAUAAAGAUUUAUAUUUGAGAGUGUAUUGUAUAGACUCACUUUACACGCACAGCUCUGUAUAUAAAAUAUGUGUUUGUAUUUUAUUUAUACCUGCACACUGUAGCCUUUUGUUCAAGCUUAGGGGGGUGUUUUUAGUUUUUAGCUUAUUCAAACCCUUUUUUCAUCAUGUGUUUUAUUUGUCAUAAUAAAGCCCACCUUGUCUUUCUCUACCUACAUGUUUGUUUGUGGAAAUGCACAUUGUGCCUAAAUGGUCCUAUGAUCAUAUGUAUGUCUCACUGGGUUUGCUUUUGAAAUAAAUAGACUUGACAU
This is a messenger RNA of Oncorhynchus gorbuscha (pink salmon), 3424 nucleotides long. Its product is annotated as voltage-dependent calcium channel gamma-6 subunit-like. Gene Ontology annotation, cellular component: L-type voltage-gated calcium channel complex; membrane. The coding region runs from base 448 to 1251 and encodes 267 amino acids. The transcript has 5 exons. Gene Ontology annotation, molecular function: calcium channel regulator activity; voltage-gated calcium channel activity. Lineage: Eukaryota; Metazoa; Chordata; Actinopteri; Salmoniformes; Salmonidae. The record is from RefSeq and is a predicted model, not a curated record. Gene Ontology annotation, biological process: calcium ion transmembrane transport; regulation of calcium ion transmembrane transport via high voltage-gated calcium channel.